Messenger RNA from Cannabis sativa, 1995 nucleotides. RefSeq lists its product as uncharacterized. Lineage: Eukaryota; Viridiplantae; Streptophyta; Magnoliopsida; Rosales; Cannabaceae. The record is from RefSeq and is a predicted model, not a curated record. The transcript is spliced from 4 exons. Bases 436 to 1995 code for a protein of 519 amino acids.
UUUUUCUAUUAUAGACCAAAAAUAGAUGAAAUUUACAUUUAUGGCCCUAAAAAAGGAAAUAAACAAAAGUGGAAACUAAAAAGUUGGUAAUUACAAAAAUACCGGCUGAGAAAACGGAAACCACCAUUCUCAACCAUUUUUCUUCGUGACCAGCCGCAGCUUGUUCGUGACCCAGCGAUCCAACCCCAACAACCCAUUCUCAACCAUUUUUCUUCCAAAUCCAGCAAAAUCAAAAUCUAAAAAAAUGUAGAACUCCUAGGAAACCAGCUGAAUCCCGAAAAUCCAAAAUCAAAAACGAAAAGGGAAAAAAAAAAACCAGGAAACCUCCAUUGAUGUACAAAAAAAACUCAAAAACAACAAUCAUUGAACAAAGAAAUCGCGAUCAGAGGAGAAGAACCGAGUAGAAGGAGAGCUGGAAAUCAAAGAAACUCACCCAUGAUUGAAUCAGAAGGACAAUUGAAGGAAACGGAACCAUUACAAAUAUUGGUGCAGAGCAAUGGGCAUUGGGAUGACAACAGAAACUAUGUUGAUUAUGAAUCAAGUGGAGAAUUAAUUUCGACCAAGUGCACUUUUGAGGAACUAAUGAGAAUAAUGAUGGAAGAACUCCAAUGCAACCAUGAAUCAACACAACUACAACUGAAAUAUCAACUGAAGGAAGGAGGCCAACCACUACACAUCAAGGAUGACAAAAGUCUGUUGUUCUACAUAAAGCUAUUAACGAAGGAGGUUGAUUUCACAAGGUACCCAUUGUGUGUGAACAAAACCAGUAACACGGCACCACCUAACCAAACAAUGGUGUGGAACAAUAUGAUCAUGGAAUCGUAUGAGAACAACGCAAGACAGAAGACUUGCAAAGAACUCCGGAAACAACACGGCAACAACUUCCAAGCAACAACUAUCUGCAGACGAUGGGAUGCCGGUGAAGUUGAUGCAUUUUUCCUAGAAACAGUAACAGUGUCAUCAGAAUCAACCAUACAACAACCAGACAACAACAGAGAAAAAACUACAGCAGUAGAUGAAUAUUUUGACUUCACCGACUAUGCAAAGCUUGUGGCUGCAGAAAUGGUACAGCAACUAGAAAACAACCAGGAAGAAGAAGAGGAAGUGGACAACACAGAAAUGAUGAUCAUCAAUGACAAACGACAUGAAACAAUAGAGAAGGGUGUGUUUGGACACAACCGCAAAUGGAGUUUAAAGGCUACAAAAAAUGGAAACACAGAAACAUUCAUAAUAAGGAGCUACGAAGAAGAACACACAUGUGCAGUUACAAUAAGAUUUGGAGAUCAACGACAAGCUACAUCAAAGUUGAUAGCAGACUUUGUAAAACCAAAAUUCUUGAACCUGAAAACAAAGUGCAGCCCUGCAGACAUAAAGACAGAAAUGAAAGACAAAUACGGAAUAAAGAUGAAUUACAUGAAAGCAUGGCGUAGUAAAGAGCGAGCACAAACCCAGCUACAUGGAAAUGCUAAAGAGUCGUACAAUCUCUUGCCUAGAUACCUGUACAUGCUACAGAAAACAAAUCCAGGAACAUUAAUAGACAUAGAGAAAGAUGAUGAUGACAGUUUCAAAUAUGCAUUUGUUGCAUUAAAUGCUGCUAUAAAAGGUUGGCCAAACUGCAAACCAAUCAUCGUGGUAGACGGUACAUUCCUAAAGGCCGCGUAUGGAGGCACGUUGCUCACUGCCAACACACAAGAUGCAGAAUCUAAAAUUUUUCCACUAGCAUACUGCAUAGUUGAUUCUGAGAACGAUAAAUCGUGGGAGUGGUUCUUAAAAAAAAUAAGAGAAGCAUUCGGGGUUCGAGAAUGUCAAUGCCUAAUAUCAGACAGACAUGAAAGCAUCAUCAAAGCAACUAGGAAAGUGUUCCCUGAAAUAACACAUGGCUACUGCAUCUUCCACCUCUUGUCGAACCUCAAAACAAAAUUCAAGAAAAAUGCAAAGCAUUUCAGAGUGCCAUUCUUUGCAAACUCGCAAAAGCUUACACGAAAUGGAGUUUGA